This is a messenger RNA of Dentiscutata erythropus, 1242 nucleotides long. The record is from the annotation of a GenBank genome assembly. NCBI's taxonomy places the organism in Eukaryota, Fungi, Glomeromycota, Glomeromycetes, Diversisporales, Gigasporaceae.
AUGGAAAAAUUUGAUCAACUACAACAACAACCAACAUCCCAAAAAUAUAUUACAUAUUUUGAUUCAAUUGAAUAUGAUAAAUAUCUUUUGGGUAAAUCAUACUUUGAUGUUAAAGAAUUUGAUAGGGCAACAUUUGUAUUGGAAAAAUGUAAAUCUGCAAAAUGUAGAUUUUUGAGAAUUUAUUCUAAAUAUUUGGCUGGAGAAAAGAGGAAAGAAGAAGAAAGAAAAGAUAUUAUGGGACCUUUGGAAAAUGAAAAAAGCUUAAAUAAGGAAGUUCAAAGUUUAUGGGAAGAAAUGGAGUCAUGGCGGAAAGAAGAAGAUUUAGAUGGAUUCUUAACAUAUCUAUAUGGUCUUCUGGUAAAACAAAAGAAUCCACAUGCAAAAGAUCUCAAAGAUAUUUUUAUAGAAUCUGUAUGUAAAUAUCAGUACAAUUGGAGUGCAUGGUUAGAAUUAGGAAGUUGUAUCACAACUAAAGAUACGUUGGAAGAAAUUUGUUUACGAUUACCGGAUACAUUCAUGACAAAAUUUUUUAGAAUUUAUGUAACAGUCGAAUUAUCGGGAACACCUAAAUCUUUUAAAGAUUUAGUUGAUCAUGAUUUAAAAGAAAAUUUUGCCAAUAAUAAAUUUUUGCAAACACAAGAAGCUAUUAUGUAUUAUAAUAAUAGAGAUUAUGAUAGAGCUGAAGUAAUAUUUGAUGAAAUAAUUAAAUCCGAUCCAUAUCGAGUAGAUGAAAUGGAUGUUUAUUCAAAUAUUUUAUAUGUGAUGGAAAGAAAAAUUGGAAAAUUGAGUUAUCUCGCUCAUAUGUGUACAUAUACUGAUAAAUAUCGUUCGGAAACUAUGUGUGUCAUAGCUUGGACUUUGAUGGGACAUGAAUAUAUGGAAUUGAAAAAUACUCAUGCGGCAGUUAUUUCAUAUAAAAGAGCCAUGCCAUAUUAUGCAUUAUAUUAUUAUCAACAUUCAUCAGCCAUCAGACCAUCUGAUGCAAGAAUGUGGACAAGAUUGGCUGCACUUUAUGAACAAACAAAUGCUCCCACUGAAGCAACUAAGGCUUAUACCAGAUCACUCUCUUGUACUGAUAUUGAUGUAAAUUCCGAAACUCAAGCCAUAGUUAAAUUAGCUUCUCUAUACGCUAGUUUAUCAACAUCAAUAAUAUCGUCAUCUUCAUCUUCUUUUUCGGUAAAUUCAAAUAAAGAAAAAGCUGCUCAGUUUUAUACUAAAUUACUUGAGAGACAAGAUAUGUAA